AUGCCUGGAUCAUCGGGCGAUGAUAAUGAUUCCCGGACCGCCUCCGUUGGUGGGCAACGAACACGUGGGAAUGGCUCGACCGAACCGUCGCGACAGAACUCUCAAGAUCCGAUCUCGAACGCGAAUAACAAGAAGCGCAGACGAGGGAAGACAGGUGAUCGCGAAACCCGUGACUUUGUUCCGCAGGGUGGUUCUUUCAGCGCAAAUCCCCUCCAGGUAGAUCCGGAUAGCACAUCUAGCUCCGGCUCGGACUCAUCAAGUGACAAGGAAGAGUCUGACAACUCGGAUGAUGGAAGCGCAGAUCCUUCAAAAGAUAACCCUCAUGCUGGGUCCACUGCACCCGCGAUCAAUUGGAAUAAAGGCAGGAAAAGUGCCGUCAGAACAACCCUGGGCGGGCGGGCGAACAAGGCGGCUGAGAGCAAACCGGUCUCCCAAUUUGAUGCGGUAAAUGGAAAAUACUGGCGCAGUGGCAGUGCGUCUGCUUCGUCUGACGCUGAGGAAGCCAAAAAUAGAGAUGAAGAUAUGGAAGAAGGGGAAGUGGAUGAAAGCUCCGCUGGGUCGGAUCAGAUGCAUGACUCUGGUGACUCGGAUGACUCCGAGUCCCUGGGAUCAGAGGCUGAUGAUUCAAUAAUGCUGAACAUUGGUUCCCGCAGUCAGGGCAAUAGCCCGAGCAAGAAUCAGAAUGGUCAGGCUUCCUUGGACAAUGAUGGCUCUGACCCCGAGGCUCGUCCGGCCAGCCUUCUGAAUGGCAGCGCCUCCCAUGCGCAGAAUGGAAUUAUAGAGACUCCGGUGCAGACCAAGGAGGGCGCUCUUCAGAGUUUCUCUAAAAGAUACCCUACAGCUCCAACAGCCCUCGCUGAUCUAGAACGCAAAGACAUGGAAGUCCAAGCCAGAUUCAUGUUCUAUGAUCGUGAUAUUAACGACAUUGAUCUCCAGCUACCAGUAGCCUGCACAGAAUGCUUGCGAGAAGGCCACCUCGCUGAGGUGUGUCCUUCGAGAGAGUGUGUACACUGUGGUGCCUGGAAUCAACAUCAGAGUAGCUUCUGUCCUUCCUGGAGAAGAUGUCAAAAAUGCCGGGAGCGUGGCCACGAUGAGGCACGAUGUACCUCACCUCUAAAAGGUUCCGCUUCCGAGACGCCUUGCGAUCUAUGUGGAUCGCCUGAACACUUGGAGCUCCAGUGCGACAACAUGUGGAAGAUUCCCCGACCGGUCCCAUCUUCAGGGUCCGUUUUUGUUUCCAUAUCAUGCUCGCAUUGCGCAAGCAACCGCCAUAUUAUGGGUGAUUGCCCAUCCCUCCCCCGUCCAAUACUAUCAUCUUCAUGGACGCUAAAAGGGCUGGAUGAAAGCCUGGUCACUAACACCAACUCGGUGGUUGGUGCCCGUAGAGGAGGUGCUCCCAUGACGAGAGGACAACGUGGGAACGGUGGAAUGAAAAUCAGGGGCCGAGCAGACCAGCGCUCACCAUCGCCGGACAGCGAUGACAUGAUGUCCAGACCAGGACAGCGGCCACCCAUUGGUCGAAACAAUUCAAAUCGUCCUAACAUCCGGAUUGGAAGUGGAAUUGGAAAGAAUAAAAAUCUGGGCCCUGGAGGACCAGACUACGAUUCCCGGCGAGACUACCGAGACCGGCAGGACUAUUAUGGGAAUCACUCCCGCCAACGGUCAAUGUCUCCCAACACACGCCCCGGCCGGGGACGUGGCAGGGAUAGCUGGCAGCCGGCCCCCCGCUCUCCCCCACGAGGCCGUGGAAGGCCAGCCCCUCGUAACACCAGAGGCGGUGAUCGUGGUGGUCGUGGAGGCGGGCGUGGGAACAAACGAGGUGGAAACGGGGAUGCCUACCGGCCGAUGCCAAGUUCCGGAAAGAAGGCCUGGGACAAAUACAGGCUCUAA
This is a messenger RNA of Aspergillus wentii DTO 134E9, 1890 nucleotides long. RefSeq names its product zinc knuckle domain protein. The coding region runs from base 1 to 1890 and encodes 629 amino acids. Lineage: Eukaryota; Fungi; Ascomycota; Eurotiomycetes; Eurotiales; Aspergillaceae. Gene Ontology annotation, molecular function: nucleic acid binding; zinc ion binding. The transcript is spliced from 2 exons. The record is from RefSeq and is a predicted model, not a curated record.